This is a messenger RNA of Lingula anatina, 3868 nucleotides long. RefSeq names its product serologically defined colon cancer antigen 8 homolog. Gene Ontology annotation, cellular component: centriole; centrosome. NCBI's taxonomy places the organism in Eukaryota, Metazoa, Brachiopoda, Lingulata, Lingulida, Lingulidae. The record is from RefSeq and is a predicted model, not a curated record. Gene Ontology annotation, biological process: tube formation; establishment of cell polarity; neuron migration.
UUUCCGGAGUGCAAGAUUUGAAAUGGAUGAAUGAGAAGCCUCGAUAUAUCUGUGAUUUAAACUGUGUUACACGUGAGCUGGUACCUUAAUCAGGGAAGUAUGAUAUAAAUAAAAUGCAGGCGUUUGAAGAUGUUGAUUUUGAUGAGUCCUUUGGAGAAUAUCAGCAUUCGUUGAAAGAAAGAAUCCAUGUAAGCAUGGAAGAGGUUAGACAGGCGUUAGAAAGCCCUGCCCCACCCAGCUCCAGGUCUGCGUCUCCGUCUUCUCCAAGAAUGAGGUCAUCUCCUCGCUACUCAGCCAAGAAAAAAACUGGCCUGGAUCCAAGGACAAGGUCUUCCAGUAGUAGAAGCCCUAGAGGGCACGACAGCCAGGAAUCACAUGAAUAUCCCCAGCGACGUCCUGGCAGUAGAAACAGCAGUGAAAAUGCAGAAAGAAUCACAGGAAGACAUUAUCAUCAGCAGCAGCCCCGCCAUCGGCCACGUCAGGGAGGUCAUCAGCUCAAGGGGAGGAAGCCAACAUCAGGAUCUUCACGCAGGAUUUCUGGUCCCAAGCAGCCAUUCAAUGACCUGAGUUAUAAAGCUGCAGUGGACAGGCUUAGAGACAUGCUGCAGCAGUAUGAUUCCACUCACAGCCCUCUCACACGACCAAAAACUGUUCACUUUGAGCCCAGUCAGAUUUCACACCAGUUCAUUCCUAGCCCAGUGUACAAAAAGUCAGAUCUCCCAAGAGUGGAGGAAGUGGUACCAAUAGUCCAACACCAGUCUAAUUAUAUCAAACAACUGGAAGCUGAAAGUCAAUUUUGUAAAGGUGAAAUAACUGCACUGAAAAAGCGUAUUGCAGAGGUGGUGGAGGAAAAUAAGAUGCUACAGGAGGAGCUGAAGUCUGUCAUGUCCCAGAACAUCCUAGCAGACAGUGACCAGGAGUUUAAGGGAAGCAGGAGCAGACAAGACGAUGAAGACAGAAUGUCGAGGCUGGAUUACAAGAGGUGGAAAAAAGAACUGGAACGAAUAAGUGACCUCCAUUCUGCCAAAAGUAGGCGUCUGGAAGCCCAGCUAGCAAAUGCUAGAGAAGAAGCAGAGCAGAACGAGAAGGUGGUGGAGGAGCUUCAGGGAAAACUAAGAUUACUAGAAUCCCUCAACAAGUUGGGAAGGGCUGACACAGAACAGGAACCAGGGUUGUGCAUCCAGUGUGCCCAAAAUGAGGCUAUGGUGUCUUCUGUGAUUGGAGGAAGGAAUACUCAAGUGAUCGAAAACCUAACAAAAGAAAGAGAUGGGUUGAUAGAGACAGUCGCUAGUUUCAAGUCAAAACUGGAGGAUCAGAAGCAGCGGGAAGAGGAGGCAUAUGCUCAGUUGAAGAAGAGUGCAGAGUUGGUUGAACAGGCUCAGUUUGAUAAAAUGCAGGCAAUCACCCAGCGUGAACAACUAGCAGACAAGCUGCACAAGUUUGAGAGGAGGAUGGAGGACCUAGUUCACAGCCACCAGAAGAAUGUAGAUGCCGAGAGAGAGCUGGCAAGAAAAGAAAGCAAGAAAGAGAUAGAGGAGCUCAACUUGAGGCUGAAGGAGCUGACUGAUCUCCAUGGUACAGUUCAACACCAGUUAGACCGCGUGACGCGGGAGAAGGUGACCAUGCAAGCUGAGUUAGAGAGAACAAGGACACAAGUGACGGAAUUUGACACUGACUAUACAAAGGCUACAGAGGAACUGAAGUCUCAGCUGGCCCAGGCCAAUAUAGAGAGGAAUGCUGCCGUGAAGGAAAUGAACAGGAUACGCACUGAAGUUGACAAGACAAACAGAGACAAUGAAAUGGAAAAGUCGAGAUUGAAGGAAAACCUGGAGGAUGUCAGGAGGCGGCUGAUGCAGGCAGAAAGAGAAUUAAUGAAUGCAAAGGAAGAGUGCAUCACACUGGCCACAGACAUGCAGGCCAUAGAAAAAGAUGCUCAGCUGUGUAAGAUGGCCAAAGAGAGCAUGGAGAAAGGCAGGAGAGAGGAGCUACAUACAGUCACUAAGAGAGCACAGCAGAGGGAGGUGGAGCUGAACUCACUGAUUGAGGAAAUAGAGGCUAGGCAUGCUCUGACCAAUGCUGAGACAGAAGACAUGCUGCAACAGCAGAACGGUUUGAUUGGCAAACUCAGGGAGGAAUGCCGUACAUUGGCCUCCCAACUGGAACAGACUGCACAGAAAUACAGAGGUGAAGUGAGGCAGGUUAAAAACCUGAAUGAAGAGCUAUCCGUAAGAUUAGAGAAAACCCUGAACAGAUUGAAAGAGAUGGAGGCACAGCACGUGCAGCAUGGCCAAAUGCAUGACAAAAUGCGACAACGGCUUGCACAGAUGGACGAACACGCCCAGUAUCAGGGACAGCAGAUACUGGACUUGCUGGCCAAGCAGAGCAGUCUGAUGAGAGAUCGCCAGCUGCUGGGUAAAGAGGUGGAGUUUCUCCGCGCUCAGGUGGCGCCACCUAACGAGUGCGACUUGGACAAACUGGUCACUUCGAGGCGGGGCAUGGUGGAUGAUGUACUGGAGAGUGCUCGGCGGGAUGGCGACCAGGGGCAGGAAAAGCAGUAGAGACGGGGAUAAAAUAUCAUGGAAACCUGAAUGGAUGCGGGAAUGAAUGCAUAUUCAUUCAAUGAAAGAUUCACAAUCUAUUGCUUAAAUUUUGAUUAAUUAUUUUUACUUUUAUGGCAAAAGCUGCAUCGCGGGCGAAAACGUCCAAAAUCUUUAACAUUUCUGGCCUUUUACAUCUUCAUCUUACGUCUAUUAUGUGAUUUUAUUUAUUUUUUAUGUUUUUUCAAGAAAUACAUAUUGUUGUGAAUUUUCUGUUUAUUGCUGGUCAAUUUUACACUUUUUACACAAUUUUCUUUUCAAUUCAUGAUUUUUCAAAAGAUAUAGGGGCCUAUAUUUAUACAGCGGAAAACAUAUUCACGUAUGUAACAAUGAAACUGCGUCCAUGUAUCGUUAACAGUGUUUGAUAGGGACAAACGUACUCUCUGCUGUGCUUAUUUUGAUAUUAAUUUUGAUAUUCUGACAUUGUCGGAUUAGCUGGCGUAACGUCCUGUUUACUUGCUUAUUUUCUGCCUUAUUACUAUAAUCAUUUACCAGUGCGGACAUCCUCAUUAUUUUCUCAGUAGAGAAUUAGGUUUUAUUCAAGCUUUUGUUGUCCUUUUUUGAAAAUCUGUUAUUAUUUUCAUGCCUGGAACUUCAAUUGUCGGAUUCCUGUUACGCGUAACAAGGAGCGGUGUGCUGAGUACAGAAAAGAAAAUGUUGAUUUCCGGACCGAUAAAACAAUAUCUUCACAAAAAUAGAUAAAUAAAUAGAAUAAAAACGUGGCUUUGUCCACAUAUUUAUUUGAUAGGCUCAGAUGGACGUAUUUAAGUUCACUUAAUAAAAUGUCUUCUUAUGCGUACUUAGGCUCAGGGACUGUCUUAUGAAAUGUUUUCAUCACAUUUAUAAUGAUCUAAGAUAAACGUUUUCAAUAUUAGAUAUAAACAGUGUGUACAUUUGUUUGUAGGGACGGAGCAGAUGUAUUUAUUUAUGCAGUCAAAUAUCUGACAAUCAGGCGGCUACACGGGUUUUUAUAUGAAAGUUUUGUUCCCCCUCCAGAUUAUGAAGAAAAGCUUAUCAUUCUAUUACAUGUUCUAGCCCCACCUACAUGUAGACAUAUCCAAACCCACCCCAAUCUGCCAUUAACUAUUGUUAGAUUUAUGGUAGAAGGAAUGAACAAUUACAUUAUUAUAAUAUAUUAUUGUAUAUUUAAACACACACUUUAUGUCACCAAGAGAUUUUUAUUUGAAAAAUCGCUAUAUGGGUUUUGUGCUUUAACUGCAGGUGUUUACUUCCUUUUCUAUCACAUACACACACCACACAGUUUAAUAAAA